AAAACAAAACUAUCUUCUAGGCUAUAUGACUCCCUGAAGGAUAAGAACAAUGCUAUGUUGGGGGUAUUGGUCUCUGGGCCAACCAGGCAUCAGCUCCAACCUACGAGGAAUUGUGGCUGAGCCCCAGGUGUGCCGCUUUGUAUCAGACAGAAGCAUCAAGGAAGUGGCGUGUGGAGGAAACCACUCAGUGUUCCUGCUGGAAGAUGGAGAGGUAUACACCUGUGGUGUAAACUCCAAGGGGCAGCUUGGCCAUGAGAGGGAAGGCAACAAGCCAGAACAAAUUGGAGCAUUGGCUGAUCAGCAUAUUGUACAUGUGGCAUGUGGAGAGUCACACAGUCUGGCUCUUAGUGACCGGGGUCAGCUGUUUUCUUGGGGUGCAGGAAGUGAUGGCCAGUUAGGACUCAUGACUACUGAAGAUUCUGUGGCAGUGCCCAGGUUAAUACAGAAGCUGAACCAGCAGACCAUAUUACAAGUUUCCUGUGGCAACUGGCACUGCUUGGCUCUGGCAGCUGAUGGCCAGUUCUUCACCUGGGGAAAGAACAGCCAUGGACAGCUGGGCCUGGGGAAGGAGUUCCCCUCCCAAACCAGCCCCCAGAGGGUGAGGUCUUUGGAAGGGAUCCCACUGGCUCAGGUGGCUGCAGGAGGGGCUCACAGCUUUGCCCUGUCUCUCUCAGGAGCGGUAUUUGGCUGGGGAAUGAACAAUGCCGGGCAGCUAGGGCUCAGUGAUGAAAAAGAUCGAGAGUCUCCGUGCCAUGUGAAGCUUUUACGAACACAGAAAGUUGUCUAUAUUAGUUGUGGAGAGGAGCACACAGCAGUUCUCACAAAGAGUGGGGGCGUGUUUACAUUCGGUGCUGGUUCCUGUGGACAGCUUGGACAUGGCUCCAUGAAUGAUGAAGUUAAUCCCAGAAGAGUUCUGGAGCUGAUGGGCAGUGAAGUAACUCAGAUUGCCUGUGGCAGACAGCACACCCUAGCCUUUGUGCCUUCUUCUGGACUCAUCUAUGCCUUUGGCUGUGGAGCGAGAGGUCAGCUAGGAACUGGACACACAUGUAAUGUUAAGUGCCCAUCUCCGGUGAAGGGGUAUUGGGCUGCCCACAGUGGUCAGCUUUCAGCUAGAGCUGACCGCUUUAAGUACCGUGUCGUUAAGCAGAUCUUUUCUGGAGGGGACCAGACGUUUGUGCUCUGCUCCACAUAUGAGAAUUCUUCUCCUGCUGUUGACUUCAGGACAGUGAACCAAACACAUUAUACGCACUUGAUAAAUGAUGAGACCCUAGCAAUUUGGAGACAAAAACUCUCAGAACACAACAACGCAAAUACAAUGAACGGUGUUGUCCAGAUACUGUCUUCUGCAGCUUGUUGGAAUGGAAGUUUUCUGGAAAAAAAAAUUGAUGAACAUUUUAAGACCAGCUCUAAAAUCCCUGGGAUUGAUCUGAACUCAACUAGGGUUUUAUUUGAGAAGUUGAUGCACUCUCAGCAUUCUGUGAUUCUAGAACAGAUAUUAAACAGCUUUGAAAGUUGUCUCAUUCCCCAGUUGUCGAGUUCACCCCCGGAUGUUGAAGCGAUGAGAAUCUAUUUAAUACUACCAGAGUUUCCGCUGCUUCAGGAUUCUAAGUAUUACAUAACAUUGACUAUUCCCCUGGCAAUGGCCAUUCUGCGGCUGGAUACAAACCCUAGCAAAGUAUUAGGACAGUUGAGUCCACACUGAUUUUUGCAGGCUCCGGACACUGCUGAGAUAAGAACCUUCAGUUCCUCAGCGAGCUGGAGAGGGUCUCUGCUGGAGUAGCACCUGAGAUGUUUUUAGUAAUCUGGUGCAGAAACCUGUCACCUGGCUUCUCACUUUUUUUUCCCCUCCCUUGGUAAUUUUUUCAGGUGUUUGUUUCAACUUGGUAACUUCUGUGGUUCAGGUGGCCUGAGUAUCACUGGAGCACGGCUUUCCCUGGAGUGAACAGACCUGCUUCUGGCUUUUCCAUUGCCUCCACCUUCACACAGGCGAUAAAUCCAGAAGUAAUAGUGAACUAAUCAGUAAUAUGCUAGUACUUAAUACUUUCCAAGAUCAGGAGCUGUUCAGAGUGUGUUUUCUUAGGUCAUUUCAUCAGACCUUUUAAGCUUUGGUGUUUUUAAAUUUUUUCUAGGCCAGAUAACACAAAACAGAAUAGGAUUAUUCAAGUUUAUGAUUAAUCUAUUUCUAGCUCCUGACAGUUCAAAUUGAAGAGAAAACCUCGAAGUAGGGUGAACCCAAUAGAUGCCUGUCACAUAAAUCCAACAGCUGUCAAUAGUUUGUUCGUUUUUUUCAUUCUUCCCCCACUUUUAAUUU
Molecule: messenger RNA, 2311 nt
Organism: Cricetulus griseus (Chinese hamster)
Lineage: Eukaryota; Metazoa; Chordata; Mammalia; Rodentia; Cricetidae
Source: RefSeq, a predicted model, not a curated record